CUGAAGAAAAAAAAAACCAUCCCUAAUUACGAGCAAAGCAUAAAGCCACUUCAUAGUUGCCAUCCUCGUAAACGACAAUCGAAAGAUCCCCAGGCGGAGCACCGCAUCCAAAACGCGAUCCCCCCUCUCGAUUCCGGUCACCUCCCUCAUCAUCCCUCCCCAAACCCUAACCCUCUCUCCUCCGAAUUCCCUUCAAUCAUUCAUCAUCAAUGGUUCACAGCGCCUACGAUUCAGUCGAGCUCGUCAAAGCCUGCCCUGCAAAGAUCGAAACCGUCGCCGUCUACGAUUCAAAGCUCAUCCUCGGAUGCAGCGAUUGCUCUCUCCGCAUCUACGCUCCUCCCUCCGGCGACGACGGCGACGGAGAGAUCAGGCGAGGGCUCUAUGAGCUGGAGAAGACGGUGACUGGAUUCUGGAAGAAGGCACCGGUGGCGAUGGAGGUGUGCAGGUCACGUGACCUGCUGCUGUCUCUGGGGCAGAAGAGGGUCGGAAUCUAUAGGCUUGAUGGUGGUCGAGAGUUUGUGGAAGUGAAGGAGUUUGGCGUUCCGGAUACAGUGAAGUCAAUGGCCUGGUGUGGGGAGAACAUAUGUUUGGGGAUUAAAAAAGACUACAUGAUAAUGAACAGUAUAACUGGGGCAUUAUCAGACAUAUUCCCUUGUGGGAGGCUUACUUUGCCUUUGGUUGUCCCACUUCCUUCUGGAGAUCUACUUUUGGGAAAGGACAACAUUGGGGUUUUUGUUGACCAAAAUGGAAAGCUUCUACAAGAUGGAAGGAUUUGUUGGUCUGAGGCUCCUACAUCUGUGGUUAUUCACAAGCCAUAUGCUGUAGGUUGCUUAUCAAAAUAUGUUGAGAUCCGAUCUCUUAGAUCUCCUUAUUCAUUGAUUCAGACAGUUGUACUGCGAGAUGUUCGUCUUAUUCUUCAAAGCACCAAUUCUGUGAUUGCUGCUUUAAGCAAUUCCAUUUAUGGUCUGUUGCCUGUCCCUCUUGGUGCCCAGAUUGUACAGUUAACUGCAUCUGGAGAUUUUGAGGAGGCAUUGUCGUUGUGUAAGCUCCUGCCACCUGAGGAUUCAAGUCUCCGAGUAGCGAAGGAAAGCUCAAUACAUAUGAGAUAUGGGCACCAUUUAUUUGACCAGGGGAAUUUUGAGGAGGCUAUGGAGCAAUUUUUUGCUUCGCAAGUGGAUAUCACCUAUGUUCUAUCUUUGUACUCUUCUAUUAUUCUUCCUAAGGGCCUAUCUGUUACUGAACCAGACAACCUAGGAGAUUUUACAGAUGCUACAUCUCUCUCCAGAGUUUCAUCUGAUGCUUCAGAUGAGAUGGAAUCACCACGAUCACAGCUCCAUGGAUCUGAUGAUAGAUCUGUGUUGGAGGACAAGAAAAUGAGUCACAAUGCCCUUACAGCCCUUGGCAAGUAUUUACAAAAGAAAAGAUAUAGUGUAAUAGAAAGAGCUACUACUGAGGUAACUGAGGAGGUUGUCUCGGAUGCUGUGCAGAGCAGCAUGAUGUCAGACCAAUAUAGGGCAAGGAUAACAAACAAGAAACGUGGUCAGACCCAUAUUAGUUCAGUUGCCCGGGAGGUGGCGACUAUACUCGACACUGCACUUAUUCAAGCUCUACUUCAUACAGGGCAGUCUUCAGCAGCAUUAGAGUUAUUGAAAGGUCCCAACUAUUGUGAUUUAAAAAUUUGUGAAGAGUUCCUAAGGGAGAGAAAGUUAUACUCAGUCUUGUUGGAGCUUUACAGGUGCAAUGAAAUGCAUCAAGAAGCUCUCAAACUCCUUCAUCAGCUUGUUGAAAAAUCAAAUUCUGGUACCACAGGUUCUGAACUCACUCAAAAGUUCAAGCCACAUAUGAUUAUUGAUUAUCUCAAGCCUCUUUGCAGGACUGAUCCUAUGCUUGUUUUAGAAUUCUCUACACUUGUACUCCAAAGCUGCCCAACAGAAACUAUUGAGCUCUUUCUGUCUGGAAAUAUUCCGGCAGACUUGGUAAAUUCAUACUUGAAGCAGCAUGCUCCAAGCAUGCAGUCUACUUAUUUAGAGCUUAUGCUUUCAAUGAGUGAAAAUGGGAUCAAUACAAAUCUUCAAAAUGAAUUGGUGCAAAUUUACCUUUCGGAAGUAGUUGACUGGUAUAAAGAUCUCAAAGAACAAAAACAAUGGGAAGAAAAAACUCACUCUCCAACACGUAAGAAGUUACUGUCUGCUUUGGAGAGCAUUUCAAUAAAUAAUGCAGAAACUCUGUUGAAGCGUCUUCCAUCAGAUGCUUUCUAUGAGGAGCGAGCAUUAUUGCUUGGCAAGAUGAAUCAACACCAGCUUGCAUUAUCUCUCUAUGUUCAUAAGCUUCACUUGCCUGAACUGGCGCUUGCAUACUGCGAUCGUGUUUAUGAGACUGGACUUCACCAGCCCUCGAGAUCUAAUGCAAACAUAUAUGUGACUCUUUUACAAAUUUACCUUAAUCCCCGGUCAACAAACGAAGCUGAGGAGAAUAUUCUAAAUCUGGUACCAAUACAGAACUCUAGCAGUGCGAAGGUUAGCUCAAAAGGUAGAUGGGGUCGUAUCAGUAAAAAGAUUGCUGAGAUUGAGGGUGCUGAUGAGAUUCGAAUUAGUCCCAGCAGCACUGACAGUGGUCGCAGUGAUGGGGAUGGAGAUGAGAUGACUGAAGGAGGAGGUCCUAUAAUGUUGAAAGAAACACUUGAUUUGUUGAGUAAAAAAUGGGAUAGAAUCAAUGGUGCUCAGGCCCUCAAACUACUACCGAGAGCUACAAAGGUCCAGAACUUGAUUCAAUUUCUUGAGCCUCUCUUAAAAAAAUCUAGUGAAGGACGCAGAAAUUAUUCAGUCAUCAAGAGCUUGAGAUACACCGAAAAUUUACAGGUAAAAGAAGAGCUCUAUAAGCAUCGUCGGACAGUGGUAAAAAUCGACGCUGAUAGCACAUGUUCUCUUUGCAGUAAGAAAAUAGGGAGUAGUGUGUUCGCUGUGUAUCCUAAUGGCAAGAGUCUUGUGCAUUUUGUUUGCUUACAAAACAUUAACGGCUCCAGGGGGGGCCCAAGAAGGAACCAGCAGUGAGUUUGACUCCCAAUAAGAUAUUCUCCACGACCCGAAUUAACUCUGGGGACAGCCAACUCAGUUUCCUUGGCGACAAGUCAACUUUGAACUGCAGAAGUCUAUCCCCAAUCAAAAGUUCAUACAUUCUUGAGCUCAUCUAAUGUGGAUCUAGGUGACAGUUAUUCUUCCUUCAGAUCGCUGGCAUCCAUUUGGUUAUCCAUUUCAUCAUAUAUGUUGCAUUGCUAUGAGUUUUGGCAGAGAUUUAGAUACGACAACCAUUUGUCGGUAUGAUCAAUAUGUUUUGUUACAAGGUGGCAGAGGCAUGCGAGAGUUUCCUGUUAUCUGUCAAUAUGUAUAAUUCACAGGGCCCUGGAGAUGCUUGGAGAUGAUGACCAUGUUGUGUGUGGCGAUAGCAGCGUGCAUUCAUCCCAUAUUGUUUGAUUUGUAAGUAUUGUGGUUCUUGAAGGAUUGCACAGACAAUUUUUUUUAUUGAGUGAGACUGUAUUUGCCGUGCAGAUUUUCCUUGAUUAUAAUCAGAUAAAACACGAUAUUUAAAGAUUUUCAAUAACAAAUUAUAGGCGUUGAAAACAA
This is a messenger RNA of Asparagus officinalis (garden asparagus), 3620 nucleotides long. Its product is annotated as vam6/Vps39-like protein. Gene Ontology annotation, biological process: vesicle-mediated transport; intracellular protein transport; autophagy. NCBI's taxonomy places the organism in Eukaryota, Viridiplantae, Streptophyta, Magnoliopsida, Asparagales, Asparagaceae. The record is from RefSeq and is a predicted model, not a curated record. Gene Ontology annotation, cellular component: cytoplasm; membrane.